Messenger RNA from Macadamia integrifolia, 2238 nucleotides. RefSeq names its product putative FBD-associated F-box protein At5g53635. Lineage: Eukaryota; Viridiplantae; Streptophyta; Magnoliopsida; Proteales; Proteaceae. The transcript has 5 exons. Gene Ontology annotation, molecular function: protein binding. The coding region runs from base 391 to 1947 and encodes 518 amino acids. The record is from RefSeq and is a predicted model, not a curated record.
GGCCGAGGAUAGGGGAGUAAUGGUAACUGCAUUGUCCCUCCAAUUGUUGCAUCUACACGCUAUCACUGCAGCGUCACUCUCACUCACCCACGAAAUUGGAACAAGGUUGAACGGACUACGCUGGUGGCUACGUCACCUCCUCCAGACCUCCGUUCUGCGGUGCCGUUGAGGCCAUUUUCAGAGCGGUUCCUUUGCUCAAGCUGGGGAUUGGGGAGUAAAAGACCCUAGCCGAGAUGAGAUAAACCCCUCAAGAAUCAAUGGUUCGGUCCUGACCGUUUCCUUGGUUGAUCUCUCAUCUUUCUUCUUGUUGUUCUGUCUCUAUCGUUGUGGGUUUCUUUGAUUUUCGCUUUUUGAAUUCCUCUUUCAAGACCUGAACACAACUGGACUAAUAUGGAAACGAAUUGGGGAAAUGGGAAGAAGGAACAGAACGGAGACCGUAUCAUCAAUUUACCGGAUCCAAUUCUCCAUCAGAUACUCUCAUCUAUCGACAUGAAAUGCGUUGUUCAGAUGAGUAUCUUGUCAAGGAGAUUGAGAGACCUGUGGACUUAUCUCCCCUAUCUCAAUUUCGAUCAUGAGCUAUUCCCCAUUGAGGGUAAUAAUAAGAAGGAAUACUUCAUGGAUUUUGUGGAUCGGGUGAUUUUUGCUCGAAAUGGGGCUACCAUACAGAAAUUCCAACUCUUUGGCGGUUCUUACUGUGAUUUUGAUCGAAUUGAUUCAUGGGUUGGUGUUGCAGUGAGGUGCAAAGUACAAGAACUCCAUCUCAAUUUCUCUACUAGACGACCUGUUUUGAUGUUACCUCAUUCCCUUUUCACUUGUAAAUCGUUGACUGUACUAAAGUUCAAUCUGGGUUCAGACUCAAAUCGCCCUGAACUUAUACUUCCUGAUUCGUCGGCUUUAACUGGGCUCAAAACUCUACAUCUUGGAUCAUUCAGUCUAGUGGAUGGUGAGUUGGCUGGUAAGUUCUUCUCAAGCUGUCCAGUGCUGGAGACAUUGAUCAUAACGAACUGUAGCCUAUUGACCACCACGAAAGAUCUUCACAUUUCUGCUCUUCAGCUGAAGAAGUUGGUGAUAGAAAUUUCUGUUGAGGAUUAUGAGGGUUUUGGGCAUAUUCAGAUUUUUAAUGGUCCAGUUGGGUGUAAGAUUAAGAUCUCUGCUCCGAAUCUCACGUCAUUUAGGUGCAGAGAUUAUAUGGCUCGAGAUUAUACUAUUGAGAACAUUUGCUUCCCAUACAAUGCAGAUAUGGAUUUGAUUUUGAAAAAUCAGCUCGACAAUGAACUUACUGCCCUACUUUCUGACAGUAAUGAACUUCUUUCUGAGAGUAAGGAAAUACAUGCAAAAUAUGUGGUUGAUUGGCUUGGACGGUUCUAUGAUGUGAAAGCUUUAAGUUUAUCAUCCUUGUUCAUCUGGGUUAUCUCAGAUGUCCGUGGUAUAAUAGAAAAAGGUCUACCUGCGCCAUUUUUUGAUCUUAGGUAUCUGAAGGUGAAAACAACCCUUUAUGCAGUUACUAUUCGUGGAAUACUUUACUUACUCCCAAGGUGUCCUUGUAUAGAGUCCCUCGUCUUUGAAAUAGCUGGGAAAAAUUAUCGUUUGUCUCAAAUCUACCAGUCUUGGGAUGAGGCAAAAUUAAAUAUACCAGCUAAACAUUACUGGGAAUCACUGUUUCCAUCACAGUGCUCAUUAAAUCAUCUCAAGUCUCUAGAGAUUUGGAAUCUCUUUGGAUAUAUGCAUGAAGUUGUACUGCUGAAAUUUUUGCUGAAAAAUGCACCAGUCUUGGAGAGACUGACUAUCCACCCAUCAGAUGAAUGGAAAUAUGAUGAAGACAAUAGAUUGGUAGAAUUUGGUAAGGAGUUACAAACAUUUCCAAGGGCCUCUCCAAGUGUGAAAACCUUGUUAUUAAGUCCACGCAGCAAACCGAGGCCCUGUGUGCACCGGACCGCCAACGAAUAAUUGGGACCCCCACCCCAGGCAGAGUUAGUGAGCCGUGUAAUAGGCGAUUAUUUCACUCGGUUCGGGGGGCACUUGAGUCAGCCGCGUGCACCCGUACUUCUUUCAUUCCCCACCACCCAUGGAAAGGCCUUCUUUCUCGGAUCAAGGGAUUCCUAUGAAACGGAUUUGGCAUCUGAUGGUGAGGCCUAUGAUAUUUCUAGAACUUAGUAGUAGACUGUACUUCCAUCUUUUGUAUAUUGUGAUCAAACAAUAUUUCUUGUUAAUAUGUAUGGUAUUUCCCUAUUAUUUGAC